AUGAACCCAGCUAAUGUCAGCGACCUAUAUUACGUAUGGGUGAAUGGUUCAGAAGCUGACAGACUGUUAGUGGUUGUACCUAAGUCACACCGUGUAGAGGUACUCAACAGCAGUCACACCGGCUACACGACCAGGAUCAGAUACACAGGGGAGGACUCACAAGCACAUACCGGACAGCUGAGUUUCACCAUCUACAAUGUUACUGUACAGGACGCUGGUACUUACUACUGUCAAGGAAACGGCAAGAAGAUAAUACAUGGAUGUAGGCAGGUCCUCGUUGUGUCACAGCGGCCGGCCACACCUAACGUCACAGGACCUGCUUCAGCGGUACCAGGUGAGAAUGUCACCCUGACAUGCUCCUCCUCCUCCCAGAGUCUGCCCCCGGACCACCCCCCACUGAACAUGACCUACACCUGGAGGAGGAACAGGACGCUGCUGGAAUCUGGUGACGGGUCUCACACAGGCGGAGAUGUCCUGACAAUAACCCACAUCAGCAGAGAGAACCACGGAGACAUCUACACCUGCCAGGCUGUGGAAGAGGGGCUGGAGUCUGACUGGAGUCACGGACAUGUACUGGAGGUUCAGUAUGGACCUGACCAGAUACAGUUUAACGGUGCAAGUGGCAGGCUAAAUGCAGUAGAAGGUGACCCUCUCACAGUGAGAUGUUCUGCUGACUGUCACCCCGCCUGCACUGUGACCUGGUGGGACACAUCCAGACAGAGGGAGAUCACAGGACAGAGGGAGGCUGUGUUGUAUAUACCAGCUGUAGACAGAUCUGUGUCUGGACAGUACAUCUGUCACGUCAACAACAUACAUGGGAAUACAUCACGGAGUCUGACGCUGGAAGUUUUCUCGCGUGAGGUUACUGGAGUUGGCGUCGCUUCCAUCGUCUACGUUGCUGCUGUCUGUUCUGUCCUCAUCGUCGUCAUUGCUGUACUCGUCUUCGUCGUUGCUUACAAAAACAGAAUCAAGAAAGGAGGUGAAGUAUACAGAGCUGGCGACCCAAAUAUGGGUGACAAUGAAGGACAGUUUCAGCAAGAUCCCAGCGACCUGUAUGCCACGGUGAACAAAAAGAGGAGCAGAAGAGAAGGGUCUGAUGUGUAUGCCACAGUCCGGAAGGUUGUAUCCAAACAGUUCGUGAACAGGGCGUUUGAAGGCGCAGCGCCUUCGCAUGAGAGAGCAGUUCUCAUCAACUUCCCAGACCAAUACAAAGCAGAAGGCAACAACUGCGGCGAAACGAACGAAGACGGUCUGACGUAUGCCGACCUUGACCUUGCCCCGCCCACCAUGAUUGACGGCAUGUCCGUCAUACACAGCAGGGAGGAGUCCGUGGUGUAUGAGGAGAUAGACUUCUCCCUCACCCCCGGGCCACAGCUGCCGGACAAGAUCUGGGAGGUUGAGGAGGAGGAGUGGGAGGAGGAGCGCCGCAGGCAGAACUUCUGGGAAUGAAGAUGAACAAAACCUGAGAACAUCAAGGUUUUGUUUCGAUGUUUACGAGAUUAUUGCAUUGAAAUAUUAAUUUAUUUCUUUGACGUUUUGAAUUCAUAUUACGAUCUAAAGUUAAUCUAAAGUUCAGAAUCAUUUUCAUUAGAUUUAAAUUCCGGCACCUCCAUGAUGAAAUAUAUAUCAACUUGACGUCAUUAGUUAUAAAACAAGGGGCACGGGUGACGUACCCAACCAUACCAAAUUGAGGUUUAAGUCAGAGUGAGUGAGUGAGUAUAGUUUUA
Haliotis rufescens (red abalone) is the source of this 1727-nucleotide messenger RNA. Its product is annotated as cell adhesion molecule 4-like. Gene Ontology annotation, biological process: homophilic cell-cell adhesion; heterophilic cell-cell adhesion. The transcript is spliced from 10 exons. NCBI's taxonomy places the organism in Eukaryota, Metazoa, Mollusca, Gastropoda, Lepetellida, Haliotidae. The record is from RefSeq and is a predicted model, not a curated record. Bases 1 to 1449 code for a protein of 482 amino acids. Gene Ontology annotation, cellular component: adherens junction.